CUGGCGGCGAAUGCCGUGCGGUGCAGCCGCAUGCAGCUCGGCCCGGAGCAUUCGCUGCUGACGCAGGCGUUCCGCGAGGCGGCGCUGGACUACGUGCAGAUCGCGGGCGUGGAUUGCUUCGACCGGUCGCCCUACGCCAUGGUGUUCGGCAUUACCAGUGCAAAAAUCGUCCGAAACUACCAGCUUUUUGCCACGCUGGUCUCCGAAAAAUAUCUCGAAUGGUGGGAAUACUCGCGGUUCUACUGGCGCCACCACGACGACGAACUGGCAGAAAACGCGUUUGCGGAGGCGUGCCCGGCACCAGGGGAAGAUGUGCUUUUGUUGCCACAAGACGUUGUGUUGGCCGACCACAGCAGUAGCAUCACAACUUCUAGUACACCCGUCCUCGGGGCAGGAACGUCCUCGAUGCAGCAUCUCGACGACAGCGCCGGCGGUGUCGUCGUACCGGACCCUGAAGCGCUGGCAGGCCGACUCGCGAAACUGACAAGGAUUUUUCGUUUCAACACGCCGGGUGACACUUUGAACGCAGAGCGGUCUACUUAUCACGAAGAGCAGCUCGUGCCGGGCGCAGCACACGUAUUCCAACGUCACGAGGAAAAGCGCGUCAUCUCCUCCUUGGAGGGCUUUGCAGGCACGGUCGGAGCGAAGAUGGCCGCCCGGUGGCAGAAAGAGCUGCAAAAAGUGAUAUCCGAGGACCCCGGGACGAGCCGACGAAGAAUGGACGACGUUGAGCUAUCGCCGCUUCCUGUAUUCGAGUCUGCACUUCUGCAAGAACAGCUCGAGGGAAUAAUCGAGGAUGGUGAGGACGAGGCUGAAAAGACAACUGCUGGUGCGACAUCAGAUGACAAAGAACGCGAUAUCGUUGAUACAGCAUCUGCUGCCCCCUCGCCAAAUUUGAUGUCGAUCGCCUUUCCGGAGGACGAGGUUGAUGAGGAAGACAGUGCCACCUUCCGGCGCCUGCUCACGGACCUCCAGCGGGUGGUGUCCUCGUCCAUAAGUGGAGUAGACAAAGCAGAAAAAACAGAUUCAGUCGAAGUGCUACACGAGGUGGACAUCAAAGCACUGAGGCUUGCACAGACCAUCGUGGAAGAAGUGGAAAAGGCGGCAUCGGCGUAUGUGAACACGUUGCAGAUCGUCACCGACAGCGAGCUGGAACGACAAGCGCAAGAACGCAGCAAGCACCCGCCCCUGCCACAGGUGCGCCAGCCGGCCCCGAUAAUGAAUCGGCAAGACGAUCAUCCGGGUUCUAGUACUCCAGAAGAACCAACCGCACCUAGUGCCUUCCAGGUCAAGAACACGACCAGCACCGAGCACGACCCCGAGCAAAGUGUAGUCAAGAGUCAAAAUGUCAAACUACUGUGCGCUCUGCCGCUUGUGUGGCCUGCGGAGGCAGAUUUUCGGCGUGCCAUCUUGGACACGUGGGGCGGGCGGGAACACGUCGCGGGAAGCUGCGACGAAAUCUACUUCUUUGUCGCUCUGCCGGACGAUUUUUGCUCUCACUACUGUGCUGAGCGUGAUCUCCAGGUUCGCUCUUCGUUCGCGGACACCGUGGCUGAGCUGGAGAAGCGAAUCAUUACUUCGGUGCCUGAAGAAGAAGAACACGACCGCAGUGAGCAAAGUGAAGACGCCGAAGACGUUAAUCAGCACCAGUCAGUUGUAGGGCAAAAGAUAAAGCCCUCUCGCGGGAGCCUUCUCACAGAUCCGAAAUUUUUGCUCGAUCUUUUACUUGGUCGGAAAUCUGUGUUUGAUCGCGGUAACUCCCAGCAAAAGGUGCGAGACGACGAGGCUGCGCGAGGACAGCAAAUCGAGCUAGAAAAAGAGGCCUUUUGCCGCGUGCACGAAGACGAGCAAAGGACGAAAGCUCUUCGCCAGGACGAGAGACGAAGUGAACAGAGUCAACGUGAAGGAGCUUCUGACAUUAACCUUCACGAUGAACAACAACAAUCUCGACCCGGCACAUCACGAGGUGCAGCUUCCUGUUUACCAUUCGGGGUGUUCGAUUUGCGACAGACGUUUCCCGGCAUUUCCCCGGAUCGGUCGGAGUACACCUACAAGUACAGCGACGCCAAUUUUAGCUUCACUUCGAAGCACUUAACGGACCAGGACAAGAACACCGUCGCGAAGGUGUUGCAUAUGUUUCAGUUUGUCCACCGGGGCCUCCGCACGGAAAUUGAAUCGAAAGGCCGGGCGAGGUUGCAGCACUUUCUCAGACUGCUUUUUCCGUGUCAGUUUCGCAAAAACGAUCAACAUGAGGGUGGAAGUUCCUUAUCAAAAACUGCCGGAUUGCAGCAGCCUGCGAGUGAGAAACAGGGGCAUUCUGAAUCCGACCGAGGAGUAGAAGUAGAUAACACGGCCGCGGCUCGCGAAGAACUGCAAACAAGAUCGCUUGCUGAAGACGCCGGGGUCGCGAUCUCGAAUCUCCGUAUCGACACAAUUCUUGCCUCCGCGCCGAGUUCACACGAACCCGAUCGAUUUUGGUGGGAAGACGAAGAGGAGAGGUUGAUGCUGCUGGAAAGACAGGAAAACGUAACCGAUGCGUCGCACGGGUAUAAUGAUCUGACACGACCAUCGGCAGUGGCAUCAAGGGGCGACGCUGCAAGCGCAGGAGAGAGCAGACCCGGUGCAGCCGCGGAAGGGGAAGGCGACGAAUCUGAUACAACAACUGCUCGAAGUAGACAAAAUCGAGGUAAUGCCGAGCCGGAGAGCCAGGGGACCACAAAUGACGAAGAGCCCGAGAUCGUGUCGCAAUUUUGGACGUGCCGGCUGGAACGGGAUACCUGGUUUUUUCCGAAUAACGUGCGCCGGUUGGUGCGGGACCUGGACGUAACGGACUGGUCCUAUAACCUCGGGAUUGCGCACCUCUACGAGCUCUGGGACGGACGGCGACCCUGGAACGAUGGGGGCCCGGGCGUGUGCCUCUCGGGCGGGGCCCUGGACCGGUUAGCCAAGUUUCUUUGGAAAAUGGACCACCAUGUGACGAACCACCUCGCGCACUUCAAGGCCCUGCCCAUGCUGGACUCCGAGCAGUGUCAGCCCUACGCCAAGGGCUUUCGCGAGGACAAGUUCCUCAACGCCUGCCUCACCGAGGCGCUCAUCUUUCCGGACAUCUUCUCGAGAACAACCGCGAUCAGCGGAAGUAUCGCUACGACGAAAGAAGUAGAGGUGGAAGUAGCUACAAGCUCCGAUGGUGCGAAAGACGAGGCAGCAACACCACAAGACUCACCCUUCGAAGUAAACGGGCCCGAUGUGAAACGCCGAAGUGGUGUGGUUCGGGACGAGUUUGGGCGAGAUAAGUUUGUCAUUGUGCCCUGGGCCAAGUAUUACUCCACCGAGCUUCCUGUGCAGAAUCCGAUGCGGGCCUGGAUUCAUCGGGAGUCCGCAUCCUGGAAUUAUUUUAAGGGACGCACGGCACAGUUUCUGCACUGCUCUGGAUUCGCAGGGAGAAUGCCGCGGCUGAUUUUUAGUAAUUUUCCCGUCUCAUUCAACAGCUUCAAGGAACUCCCAUGGUUCUACGAAAUGAACGCAUACCUAAUGAAUACGUUUAAUGCUACAACCACAUCAAAUUCAAAAUCAACAUCCCUGGCAGCUGCCGUGAUCAGGGAUCAGGCUCCUGAUACAUUUGUGAAAUGAAAUAAGGUGCGCUCCAAGCGUGAAUUGUUUGAGUUAUGUAAAGUACUUUACUUAUGUUGCACAGCCUUGUGUC
This is a messenger RNA of Amoebophrya sp. A120, 3703 nucleotides long. Lineage: Eukaryota; Dinophyceae; Syndiniales; Amoebophryaceae. The record is from the annotation of a GenBank genome assembly.